AUGAUUCACUGCGACAUCUGUCAUCGCCCGCAUCACGCGACGAAUCUGCCGUUUCUUUGUGCAGUCGACGCAAGGAAUUGCCUGUAUGAGUCCCGGGUCGAGUACGCCCGAGCGCUGAUCGGCCAUGAAGAUGCUGAGCGCCGGGUCGAAGCCGCCUUGGCGAGCAGCGAAGGAGCUUCAAAGGAUCAGACUCCCAGGUCGAGUGCCGAAGUCGACCGGCUGAGAGCUGAUGAAGAGGCUUCCCGUGACCGAACGAGCCAGAUUAUUGCGCAGGCCGACCGGCUGAGGAGCGAGAUUGAUGCUGCGCGGAGGAAGAUUGCUGCGAAGAAGGAUGCAAUCGCCCGGAAGAAGUCGGAUUUGUCGUCAAUCUCGGCCGGUACCGCGACGCGGCGGAACAGGCAGUUGGAGGAGGUUGAGCGGUCCAUCCAGAGGCUGAGGUACAAGUGGAAUCGCAGUGCCGACACCAUGGCUGCCACCAGGGCCUUUCUGUGCGAGGGAUCUGCCAGGCUGUAUGGUCUUCGCCAGGUCAAGAAGGGCAGCGUCAAGCGCUAUGAGAUUGGCGGAGUCGAGAUCUUCGAUCUUCACGCCAUGAAUAGUAUGUCGCCUGAGCUGAUUUCAACAUGCCUUGCGCACAUUGCACAUAUCUUGACGUUGGCGUGUCACUACCUGGCCAUCCGGCUGCCGGCAGAGAUUACCCUGCCGCAUUCCGACUACCCACGGCCAACCAUCUUCGCGCUUUUGGCAUCUUACAAGUAUGAAGAGGCGCCGUUUCCGGGAUCGCUGGCGCCGCAGAUUCCGCCCCUCUCGGACAAUGGGGAGCAGAAGCAUGUUUCACGGCCUCGUCCGUUAUUUAUCGACAAGCCUCUUCCGACGCUGGCCAAGGAGGAUCCGUCAGCAUAUUCGUUCUUCUUGGAGGGAGUCUCUUUGCUGGCUUACGAUAUAGCCUGGGCGUGCUGCUCGCAGGGUGUCUCUUUCGGCGACAAGGAGUCGUACGAGGAUGUGUGUAAUAUGGGCCAGAAUCUCUGGCGUCUUCUCAUCGGGGACCAACUCCACCGUCGAUCCGUCGAGCCGACUUUCCCCUCUUCGCUCAGCCCGCCGACCGGGAGUCCCAGAGAUGACGACCGUGGCGAAAUCACGAACCCCAAGUCGACGAUCGGUCGCUGGUCGCACGGAACGCUGCAUAGCUUUCUGGGGGGAGCUGAGGGCACUGAAUUCGUCCGUAACUUCAAGAUUCUUUCGCCUCUGAAGUUGGCGGAUCGGUUGAAGAAGCGCUUGUCGAGUGAGGCGCCGAUGCUGGAAUGGGAGAAGAUUGAGGGCGACGAGCUGGAGGACGGCUUUGAUGAUGGUGUCCUUGUUCGAGAUCAUGGCAAUGCUGGGCGCGGGGAUCUCGGAGCUACGAGUGUCAUGACGGUGCGGACUGUCGAGUCGAAUGGCGGCACGCCCGGAGUCGCCAACACAGCCAGGGGCACCAGUGGCUGGACGAGAUUGAAGCACCGGUAG
Messenger RNA from Parathielavia appendiculata, 1500 nucleotides. RefSeq lists its product as uncharacterized. Lineage: Eukaryota; Fungi; Ascomycota; Sordariomycetes; Sordariales; Chaetomiaceae. Gene Ontology annotation, cellular component: endosome; lytic vacuole. The record is from RefSeq and is a predicted model, not a curated record. Gene Ontology annotation, molecular function: SNARE binding. The coding region runs from base 1 to 1500 and encodes 499 amino acids. The transcript has 2 exons. Gene Ontology annotation, biological process: SNARE complex assembly.